This is a messenger RNA of Trichoderma virens Gv29-8, 672 nucleotides long. RefSeq lists its product as uncharacterized. Bases 1 to 672 code for a protein of 223 amino acids. Lineage: Eukaryota; Fungi; Ascomycota; Sordariomycetes; Hypocreales; Hypocreaceae. Gene Ontology annotation, cellular component: kinetochore. The record is from RefSeq and is a predicted model, not a curated record. Gene Ontology annotation, biological process: kinetochore assembly. The transcript has 3 exons.
AUGAGCGAAGUCGACGAGGCCAUGACCGGUGUAGACGGCGGUGAAUCGCGUCUGCCCCUCUCCGAGGAUGAGACGAGAGUGCUGGAGCUGUACGACAAGCUGCAGGAGUUGCGGCUUGAAAUCGCCAUCAUCAACGCGCAGCAGGCCGACGAGGAGGAGGACAUUACGGCGGCGCAGAGCGCACUUCUCACAGCGAGAGCAAGAUACAGACUACGAAACGACGCCAUUGAAGCGGUAAUGGUGGCGAACCCAAUCCUCAAGGCAGUCCACAGCGGCACACAGGCAUCUCCGAUAGAGCGAGAUCUCUUCCCAUACGUGCAGGAAAGGGACGAGACGUCCAUUUCCGUGGCCAAGCAGGCAGAGAGCACGACAAAGCUGCGCCGUGACCUGACCAAAGUCCAGGUGCAGAGUAUACGCAUAUGCCGCGAGAACGUGAAGCUUACGGAACAGUUGUUUGAGCUGGCCGAGCAGGCCAAGCAGAAGGCCAUCCGUCUGAAUAAUCCCGAAGUUCAGCGAGAAAUGGACAAGCUGACGAGAGAAGUCAAGUACAGCAGGCAGCGAUGGAAGGUUAUGAAGGGCGUGGCGAGUGGAAUCAUUGCUGGUAGUGGCGUUGAUUGGGCAGGAGACGAAGAUCUGCGCAACAUCGUUCUAGAUCCUGAAGAUGAAGACUAA